AUGGGAAACCAGGAUGGCAAAUUGAAGAGGAGCGCAGGUGAUGCCUCCCUUGAAGGAGGGGGAGGUGGUGGCUGUGGCGGGGAGGAUGCUGUUGGGCCCAGGGAUACUGAAAGCACCAAGAAGGGGAGCGGGGGCAAGAAGGCGCUGGGCAAACAUGGAAAGGGGGGAGGGGGAGGUGGCAGUGGAGAGCCUGGCAAGAAGAAGAGCAAGUCGGACUCGAGAGCCUCGGUUUUUUACAACCUGCGGAUCAGGAAGAACCUAUCUAAGGGAAAGGGGGGUGUCGGUUCUCGGGAAGAUGUGCUGGACUCCCAAGCCCUGCAAACAGGGGAGCUGGACAGCGCUCACUCCUUGGUCACCAAAACCCCUGAUCUCAGCCUGUCUGCUGACGAGGUGGGCCUGUCAGAUACAGAGGGCACAGACCCCUUUGAAGUCACCCGUCCAAGUGCGGUAAGGCCUGCGGGGUUCGGGGUUCAAUCUGCCACAGAAGGGGAUUUGGAAACAGCCCCUGGGGCGCAAGAUGGACAAAGGACCAGUUCAGGCUCAGAUACAGACAUCUAUAGCUUUCAUUCGGCCACAGAGCAGGAGGACUUGCUCUCAGACAUUCAGCAGGCAAUUCGACUCCAGCAGCAGCAACAACAGCAGCACCAGGGCAGUGCGGUCAGCUCCGGGGACCCUUCAGCACCCCUGGGUUCUGCUCCUCUCCAACCGGGGGCCUUUCUUGGCCUGGACCACUUUCUAUUGGGGCCUGUUAGUACGGCUGGAGAAGCACCAGGGAGUCCAGAUACGGAGCAAGCUUUAUCUGCCCUCUCUGACCUCCCAGACAAUUUGCCCCCUGAGCUUCCAGUGCAGGGGAAGCCACCGCCCCCUAGCGGCGUGGAUUGGGAGGUCACUGCCCCCGUAGCUACUGUGCCGUCGACCACAGAGUCUCCUCCUUCCACUGCCUUUCCCUUCCCAGAGCCGGGGUUGGAGGAGACUGCAACUGUACCUUCUGUUGGGGGAGCAGGAGAUACAGAUGAUGAUGAUGAGGAUGCAUUUGAGGAUGCUCCCCGGGGUUCUCCCGGGGAGGAGUGGGAUAAGGGCACCCAGGAAACUCCCUCCGAGGUAGGAGAGGAAGAGGGUGAAGUACCAGGGGCAUGUCCAACGCCUCCCCAGAUGGACAGCCCUGCCCCCAGUCCCCGUUGCUUCAAGCCUUACCCACUAAUUAAUCCUUGUUACAUCAAGACCACCACUAGGCAACUUAGCUCACCUAACCACUCACCUUCACAGUCCCCCAGCCAGAGCCCCCGGUUUAUGAGAAGGCUGGAGUCUUCUUUGAGCCGGAGUCAGAGGGCUACCUUGGCCUCAAAUGCCACCCAGGUCAAGAAGCACAAGGCAAGUGGCAGCAGCCUGGUGGGGGGACUUAGCCGCUCUGCUGACUGGACAGAAGAGGUGGAGAGGAGGGAGCCCAGGGUGGGUGGCUCAGCAGACCUGCUUGAGUGUGGGGCAGCCCAGGAAGGAACUGAUGGAACCCCCCCAACUCUAUCCAGAAAGUCCUCAGGAGUGCAGCCUGCCACUGAUGGCUUCCAGAAUGUAUUCACGGGGCGCACUCUGUUGGAAAAGCUGUUUAGCCAGCAAGAGAACGCACCACCAGAAGAAGCAGAGAAAUUUUGUUCUCGGAUUAUUGCGAUGGGUCUUCUACUUCCUUUCAGCGACUGCUUCAGGGAGCAGUGUAACCAGAGUGCCCAGCAAAGCUCAGCUCCAUUUGAUCAAGAUCAGCUUUAUACCUGGGCUGCAGUCAGUCAACCCACACAUUCUCUGGAUUACACAGAAGAGCAGUUUCCAAGGAGAACCCCCCCUGUCUGGUCUCCAGCCAAGCCUCCUGAACAAGAACAUGGGUCCAAGGAGCCUGCAACAGAGUUUCAAGCUACCAUUUUGGAAACACAGAAAAAGUGUUCAGAUGCUGUUCAACAGGUUGUAAAGUUAUUAAGCAACAAAAGAUCACAAGCCGUUGGAAUAUUAAUGUCAAGCCUUCAUUUAGAUAUGAAAGACAUACAGCAUGCUGUUGUGAAUUUGGAUAACUCUAUCGUGGACCUGGAGACCCUUCAAGCCCUCUAUGAAAAUAGAGCACAGACGGACGAAUUGGAAAAAAUUGAAAAGCAUGGCAGAUCAUGCAAAGAAAAAGAAAAUGCCAAGUCUUUGGACAAACCUGAACAGUUCCUUUAUGAACUAUCACUAAUACCCAACUUUUCAGAGCGAGUCUUUUGCAUCCUGUUCCAGUCAACAUUUUCAGAAAGCAUUUGCUCGAUUCGUCGCAAACUUGAACUACUCCAGAAGUUGUGUGAGACAUUGAAAAAUGGGUCAGGGGUUAUGCAGGUUCUAGGUCUGGUUCUUGCCUUUGGUAAUUACAUGAAUGGUGGGAACAAGACUCGGGGACAGGCAGAUGGUUUUGGAUUAGACAUUCUUCCAAAGCUGAAAGAUGUCAAAAGCAGUGACAAUAGCCGGAGUCUUCUGUCAUAUAUCGUUUCAUAUUAUCUUCGAAAUUUCGAUCAGGAUGCUGGAAAAGAACAAUGUGUUUUUCCACUGCCAGAACCCCAGGACCUUUUUCAGGCCUCCCAGAUGAAGUUUGAAGACUUUCAGAAAGACCUUCGAAAGCUGAAGAAAGAUUUGCGAGCAAAAAUUGACCAAGAAGCUGAGGAGCAUUCGUUGACAGCAGCUCAUAAAUGCUUUUUGGAAACUACAGCCUAUUUCUUCAUGAAACCAAAAAUGGGAGAGAAGGAAGUGUCCCCAAAUGUUUUCUUCAGCCUCUGGCACGAAUUCAGCUCUGACUUUAAAGAUUUCUGGAAAAAAGAGAACAAACUUAUUCUCCAAGAAAGAGUAAAAGAAGCAGAGGAAGUGUGUAGGCAGAAAAAAGAAAAAUCUCUGUAUAAAAUAAAGCCGAAACAUGAUUCUGGAAUUAAAGCAAAGAUAAGCAUGAAAAUCUGAUCGCCAAAAGUCAGAAUGGAUAUAUCAUUGCCACUAGAUCAACAAAGUUCAAUGUAUUUAGGGGGGAAGGAAACUACAUCAU
Messenger RNA from Vombatus ursinus (common wombat), 3043 nucleotides. Its product is annotated as formin-2-like. The record is from RefSeq and is a predicted model, not a curated record. Gene Ontology annotation, biological process: intracellular transport. The coding region runs from base 1 to 2961 and encodes 986 amino acids. Gene Ontology annotation, cellular component: endoplasmic reticulum membrane; cytoplasm; nucleus. NCBI's taxonomy places the organism in Eukaryota, Metazoa, Chordata, Mammalia, Diprotodontia, Vombatidae. The transcript has 15 exons.